UAACGUGUGGUUUAUCUCAGAACUCUAUCCAUAUCACACACGGGCUCAACAACACCCCAACCUCCCCUCUACCGUCCAAGAAACACCAAUGGCGAUCGCCAAUCAACUCCUCCGCCUACAACGCACCCACACACCCACACCCAACUUCUCACCCUCUUCUCCGUCUCAUCACCCCUCCAUUGCCUCUCUCUUGAUCUCCAACAGAACGCCAUCAUCAAACAAGCCUCACACAAUCUCCAGGCACAGGUGUGCACCAUCCGUGAAGCCCAAAGCUUCAUCAAACAGCGGCGGCAUCGUGCCGGCUGAUGACGAGGAUGGUGUAUCUUUAGGGACCAUGAAGUUGGCUGCUAACACUGAUAUUGCAAGGUUCGAGACGUUACUCUUUCAGUGGGCUAAUAGUUUGUGUCAAGGAGCCAAUUUGCCGCUUCCAGUCCCUCUAAAGGUAGACAAAGUACAAGGAGGAGCCAGGCUAGGUUUCAUAUCAGUAGAAGAUGGAAAAACAUCGGUAUUGGUGUAUAUCGACUGCCUCGUUUUUCCUGCAAAUAAUCUCGCAGGGCCGCUCUUCAGAGCCAUAAGGAAUGGUCCUUUGAAAGAUAAGGCAGCGCCUGGCGAACCAAGAAUCAUGAGAAGUCUUCUUCAAGCACUUCAAAAAUCUUCAGAAAUUGCCAAGAUUUAGUAUAUAUUCUGCAUUUUUGUCUUUUUUAUUUUGUGUAUGACCAAUUGAAAAUUAAGUUUUGUCCGUAAGAGUAUAAGGCCAAGGCCAAAUUGACAACUCCUCAAGGGCGAAACAACAGGGAUAUUAAUUGUCUAGGUUCUAUGCAUGAAUUUGUACAUGUUUGGAGUUUUUCUAUGUUGCGGACAGGUUAGGAUUUGUAUUCAACAUAACAUAGGCAAUAUAUUCUACAAUAAGUAA
Messenger RNA from Asparagus officinalis (garden asparagus), 913 nucleotides. RefSeq lists its product as uncharacterized. The coding region runs from base 89 to 676 and encodes 195 amino acids. NCBI's taxonomy places the organism in Eukaryota, Viridiplantae, Streptophyta, Magnoliopsida, Asparagales, Asparagaceae. The record is from RefSeq and is a predicted model, not a curated record. The transcript is spliced from 3 exons. Gene Ontology annotation, cellular component: chloroplast thylakoid membrane; chloroplast stroma.